AUGGCAUUUCGCUUGCCAUUGAUAAUGCAGGCUAAGAGGCAUAUCCUUCGCCGCACACUUUCAAAAGGUGAGAAAAUGUUGUCAGGUAAUAGUAAUAUACCAAAAGGGUAUUUAGCAGUAUAUGUUGGAGUAGAGAACAAGAAGAGAUUUGUGGUUCCAAUAUCAUAUUUGCAUCAACCUGCUUUUCAACAAUUUCUUUGUAAAGCUGAACAAGAGUUUGGAUUUAAUCAUCCAAUGGGCGGCCUCACCAUUCCUUGCAGAGAAGACGUCUUUCUUAAUGUCACCUCUCAAUUGGAAAGUUAA
This is a messenger RNA of Vicia villosa (hairy vetch), 303 nucleotides long. Its product is annotated as auxin-responsive protein SAUR21-like. The record is from RefSeq and is a predicted model, not a curated record. Gene Ontology annotation, biological process: response to auxin. NCBI's taxonomy places the organism in Eukaryota, Viridiplantae, Streptophyta, Magnoliopsida, Fabales, Fabaceae. The coding region runs from base 1 to 303 and encodes 100 amino acids. The transcript has a single exon.